Molecule: messenger RNA, 4441 nt
Organism: Parasteatoda tepidariorum (common house spider)
Lineage: Eukaryota; Metazoa; Arthropoda; Arachnida; Araneae; Theridiidae
Product: activator of 90 kDa heat shock protein ATPase homolog 1
Biological process (GO): protein folding; positive regulation of ATP-dependent activity
Cellular component (GO): cytosol
Molecular function (GO): protein-folding chaperone binding; ATPase activator activity
Source: RefSeq, a predicted model, not a curated record
GAACUUUCUAGAAUGGUAUGGCAACGUAUUUUCUCUAGAAUUCUGCUCUUAAGCCGGGUUUUGUUAUUUAUUUCUUGUUCAUCGCGUUUUUCGAAAGAUAAAAGUUAAUUUUUCUUUCGUAAGAGUGUCUUCAUAUAAAUUCUGAGGUAUUUAAAUCGUUUACUUAGUAAUUUGCUAACUUUUUUAACUAUCGAGUAUGGCUAAAUGGGGAGAAGGAGACCCACGAUGGUUGGUUGAAGAAAGGCCUGAUGCAAAAAAUGUAAAUAAUUGGCACUGGACGGAAAAAAAUGCAUCGCACUGGUCCAAAGAUAAAUUAAAAGAGCUUCUCGAAGGAAUUAAGAUUGAAACCGAUUUCGGCAAGUGCGAGAUAACCGAAUUGUCAAAAUGCGAGGGUGAUGCAGUGGUGAAUAAUCGCAAAGCUAAACUCAUUUUCUUCUAUGAAUGGGUAUUAACUCUAAAGUGGUCUGGUAGUCUCGUGAAUGGUGAAUCUACCGUCAAAGGCACCGUUGAAGUACCCAAUUUGAGCGAAGAACACCACGAUGUUAAAGAUGUAGAUAUCACUGUGCAACUUGAAACCACCGGUUCCGAGUCCGAUAUCUUGAAAGAUGUCAUGCGAACAAACGGAGCUGAGAUUAUAAGGGAGAAAUUGGCUAAGUACAUCAACUGCUUGAAGGAAGAAUUUUCUCAGGGUCUCAUCUUACCCACCAAAGAUAGUUCCGCUGCGUCUGACGAAAAGAAAGUUGUGAAAAAAUCUAACAACAACGAAGCGAUCUCUGUGAAGUCCCCAAAAACGACGAAACCAAUGGAAACCGGUGAGCUGCAAACAACCGAAACUUUUAAAUGCACCGCCGAUGAAUUCUACCGAGCUCUGACGGUUAAGGAGUUGGUUCAGGCAUUCACCCAAGGGAAUUGUGUCCUCGAACCCGAAGUCGAUGGCAAGUUUGAGUUUUUUGAUGGAAAUGUCCAUGGCCAUUUUGUGAAACUGGUUCCUAAUAAAACAAUACAACAGAAAUGGAGGUUCAAAUCCUGGCCUGAAGGACACUUCUCGGAUGUUGUGAUUGAUAUCAAUCAGAAGUUGGACUGUACUGAGGUGAUUGUCACUCAAGUAGGAGUACCAAAGACUGAAUUAGAUAAUACCCGUGAAGGUUGGAAGAGGUUUUACUGGGAGAGUAUGAAGAGGACUUUAGGUUUUGGAGCACUUUUAUUUUGAUGCUUCUCUAUGGUUUCCAUUCAAAUAAUUUAUAUAACAUCAGUUAAUGUUUGUCAUAUUGUCACAAAUUCUUAUGGUUAACUCCCUACUUUAACCAGGGUGUAGAAAAAACCUGUAUUUAUUUUAUAAGUAUGAAUUUUUGCUUUAAAUCAGCUCUUUUUUUAAAAAACUGAGAUAAUGAAUGAAAGUUAAAGGUGUAACGAAUAUUCGGCAUUUGGCCUCUUUACGAAAUAUUCGUAAUGUUUGGAAAAUUAUUUUAUCCACGAAGAAUUUUUUUUUGUGAAAUUUUAAGACUCCCAACUCUAACCAGGGUGUAGAAAAAUUCUUACUUUAUAAACACGAAUUUUUGAUUUAAAUUAGCUCUUCUUUUUUUUUAGCCAAGAUAUUAAAUGAAAAUUAAGGAUGUUACGAAUAUUCGGGCCCUUUGCAAAAUGCUCGGUUGGCUGAAGUUAGUGUUUGGAAAAUUAUUUUAUCGACUAAGUUUUUUCAGAGGAAAUUUUAAUAGUUUAAUAAAGAAUAACCUAAAAUUAUAUUUUCAAUUCAAUUCUAUGUCCAAAUCAAGAUGCAUCCAGUUCUUCACUGUAACCAAAAUUACAUCUUUGUUUUGUUUCCCCGUACUUAUUCUUUAGCCUGGUAUCAGGCAAAACUUGCUGACAAUUGCCAAGCUGUGUCAACAAUGUGUUAGCUAGUUUUUUAUUUGACCCUGGUGAAUUUUAUUUUUGAAAUGAAACAUAGAAAAAUCUUAAUGAUGAAAGAAAAAAUAUGCAAUGUGUGUAAUAUUCUACAUUUCUUUUAUAAUUUUAAAAUCAGGUUUUUCUUAUGGUGACUUCAUAAAUUCGGUUUCAUAAGACUAAUAUUGUUUUGAAUCUGCACAUCAUUUUGCAGUACUCCUUAAUCUUAUUAAAUGCUACCAUCAUUCUUAACACUUUAAGAUCAUUUUUAGGCAAAAAAAUUUAUAAUUGUCAUUAAAAAUUUAUAUUUGUGUGUCCAUCUUAUUUGAGUGAUUUUUUAAUAAGAAAUCAAGGUCAAAGCGAUAGAAAAUAGAAGUUUUUAAGAACAGUAAAAACUCCAAGAUGCAGUUUCUAAUCUAAAGGACACCUCAAUUUUGUAUUCUAAUAUUUUUGUCUGUUAUCUUGCUAAUGGAUGAGCAGGGGUGUGUCUAGGUUUUUCUGAGAGGUACCUAUUUUGUGAAAAUUUAGACAUAAUUUGUGAAAAAUUAAAGAUUAUAUUAGAAAAAAUCAACACAAAAAUAUGGAUUUAUCGUUGUUUAAGGGAUACAAAAAUAAAAUUUUAAGAAAAAGUAUUUUGUAAAACCUACCCUUUUUCCUAAAAUUGAAUUUGUGAAACUACCGUUUUUCCUAAAGUUGAAUUUUUGAAGGUACUGCUAAACGGUAGUAAAUUCGGCCUGGACAGACCCCUGAUGAGUAUUAAUUUUUCUGAGAAGCUAAAUUUGUAUUGUUGUUGCUUCUUUGCUACUGGAAUGGACAAAAUUAAAUCACUGUUAGUGAACGUUUUGCACCAAUUCAAUUAGUUAAAAGAUUAUAUAAACCACUUACAAUUAAUCAGUAAUGUUAUUUUAAAAUGUUUUGCAAAUUUUUUUGCAUGGAUAACUGUUAAGUAAUGAAUUAAGCUACUAGGCAAUAUUACUUUUUUCGAAAAAAAAUUCUUUAAACAUCUCUUUCUGAUAGUAAAUAAAAGUUUUUCUGUUUGUAAUGCAAAUUAUUGUAUUUUAAAAUGUUAUAUAAACUUGUUUAUAAAACUUUUUAAUUUUUUUUAAUAGGUACUUUAGAGUGGUUUAUAACUUUUACUUUCACUACACUUAUUCUCUUGAAAAGUAAAGCUAAUUUUUUCAUUUCUAACUUUUUAAUAAUUUGAAUCAAUGUUUUUAAAAAAUAAAAUGGAGUGAUAGUAACAGUCAGAUUGUAACUGAAUAUUUAUUCUUCUACUUCAAAUAAUUUUAAUAUAUCAGUGUUGCUUAUAUGUUUGUAUUGUUAUAUAAAAUAUUAAAGCAGUUAUAAAUUGCUUUUCCAUAAAAAUAAUGACUUAGUUAUUUGCUAUUUCAUUUUUAUGUUAUUAAGUUAAUUUAUAUUACUCUACAAUAGGUACUUAAUAUUUUUCUCUUAGUUUUAUAAAUGAAAUUAAUAUGUUAUGUAAUACAUAAUUGUUUUAUUGAUGAGUUUGUCUUAGGUUGAAAAUUAUGGAGAACUUUGACAAUAAAUUUUUAGUUCUUUUAUUUUUUUUUUAAUAUAUAUAUAUAUUAUCUAAUGGCAAAGUAUUUUAAAAAGCACAGAUUUGUUUCCUGUCUUCAACAAUGAAAUUAUUUCAAAAUUUGUUCUGAAAAAAUAAUAAAGACAUGUUUAUAAUUGUAUUUUAAAUGGAUGUUUUGGCAGCAAUUUUGCAGCAGUCUCAAACUUUUAAAUUAUUAUUUUUAAUUAAAUGUUAAGUAUUUUAAUGCAACAUGGAAAUACUCAUAAUACAAGAUUAACUUUUCUUUAAAAAAAUAUAUAUAUUUCAAAUUUUAUGACAUGUAUGGUAGAAAAUACUUGAUAUACCAAAGAUCUUGCAAAAAUUUGAAAAAUAGUCUCUGCCAGACAAAACUAGUCUUACUAAUAUUGUUUUUAAAUUGCUUAAAAAAAUCUACUUUAAAAUACAAAUUAUUGUCAUUCAAGUUAUUUUUAAAAUCGACAUUUUUUCUGUAUUUUCCUACUUAAUCUACCGUACAUUUCAUUCCAUGCAAAACUAUAUGCAAAAUAAAUUCCUUCAAUACUGGCUUAAAAAUAGCUUUUUCUUUGUACUAUGUAUGUUACAAAAAAUUAUGCAUGGCAGUUCUGUAUACAAAGUUUCAUUUUCUGAAUUUAUUUGUCAAAAUUCUUAUAAAAGUAGAAAAGUCAUAUUUGUGAUCUUAUCUUCUACAGGUAGUGUUCUUUGAGGAUUGUUUGUUUCAGAACUUUUUAAUUUGAAUUGCUUUUACAAGUUUCAUCUAAAUUUACUUUAUAUCAUUAUUAAUAUGCUUAUCAAAUUGUUAUAAAUUCUUUUGAUAUUUAAUUCACUGUUCAAAACAUUAUAAAUUAAGCAUUAUAAAUUUUAUGAUUAAGUAUUCAAUGAGCAUUAUAAAUUUUAUGAUUAAGUAAUUUUAAUAUAAGUUACUGCAUUGAUGUUUUCUGCAUGUAGUUAUCAUUAAAUGGCAAUCUUGUAAAUUAAAUUUAUUGAAUAAAGAAUUGUUAAUUGCUA